Molecule: messenger RNA, 3179 nt
Organism: Paramisgurnus dabryanus
Lineage: Eukaryota; Metazoa; Chordata; Actinopteri; Cypriniformes; Cobitidae
Gene: nap1l4b
Product: nucleosome assembly protein 1-like 4b
Biological process (GO): nucleosome assembly
Cellular component (GO): nucleus
Source: RefSeq, a predicted model, not a curated record
UUUGAGACAGAGGCAGCAGACAAGUGGGUUUGGGAUUUCACUGAGGCGGGGUGUUACCGGACCAAUGUGCUUCAGCUUUACUGCUUAGUCCAUCAGCUGAACGUCACCCGCUGAUUCAGAGUUUUUGAGUUGGUGUAUCAAAAUGGAUGGUGAGAGUGAAGCCAAAGGUAAGCUAAGUGACCAGGCGAUGCAGAAUCCACAGGCACUGGCAGCUCUUCAGGACAAAGUAGACAGUGUCUCACAUAGUGCUUCCAUCAUGGCGAGUUUACCCAAGUCUGUGAAAAGAAGAGUAAAUGCCUUACGAAAUCUUCAGGUCAAAAGCACACACAUUGAAGCAAAGUUUUACAAGGAGGUGCAUGAGCUGGAGAGAAAGUAUGCAGCUCUCUAUCAGCCGUUAUUUGACAAAAGAAGCGACACUGUUUCUGGCAGAGUGGAACCCACAGAUGAGGAGUGUGAAUGGCAGAGUGACCAUGAGGACGAAGAAGCAUUAGCAGAAGAUCUGAAGACGAAGGCUGUUGUAGAGGAGAAAACGGAGGAUGCUAAUAAGGAAAACCCCACUGGAAUUCCAGAGUUCUGGCUUACAAUAUUCCGAAGUGUGGACAUGUUGAGUGAUAUGCUGCAGGAACAUGAUGAACCAAUACUUAAACAUCUACAAGAUAUAAAAGUAAUAUUUUCUGGACCCGAUCAGCCCAUGAGCUUUACAUUAGAGUUUCAUUUUGAACCCAAUGAAUACUUCACCAACACAGUCCUCACUAAAGUAUAUAAGAUGAAGUCAGAGCCAGACGCGGAUGACCCGUUUUCUUUUGAGGGACCAGAAAUCAUCGACUGUGAGGGGUGUGAUAUUGACUGGCAUAAAGGCAAAGAUGUGACGGUAAAAACAAUCAAGAAGAAGCAGAAACAUAAAGGCAGGGGGACAGCGAGGGUCAUCACUAAACAAGUCCCCAAUGACUCCUUUUUUAACUUUUUCAACCCUAUUAAAGUUUCACCAGAUAAAGAAUUGGACGAGGACUCGGAGUACACCCUAGCCACUGAUUUUGAAAUUGGACAUUUCUUCAGGGAAAGAAUUGUGCCGAGAGCAGUUCUGUAUUUUACAGGAGAAGCUCUGGACGAUGAUGAUAGCUUUGAGGAGGAGGAACUGGAUGAGGACGAAGAGGAGGACCAAGAAGAGGAUGAUGAGGAUGAUGAAGAAGAAGAGGGGAAAUCUAAACCUAAGGCAUAAGUCAUUCUCACCUCAUACAUUUCUAGACUGAGGAGCCUCAGCCUGCAGAGUGCAAACAACAGUAGCUUGAACUACUCACUCAUGCCACUGUCAAAAAUCUGCAUCAGCUCGCCUAGAAGUUUCUACAAAGCACACCGUUCUCUCUGAAGAACCAUGAUGAUGCAGUAUAUUGGAAUUAAACCAAGCUUUUUUUCUUUAAAUAUUGUUUACUUACUUCAAAACUUAACUGCAUUAGAACAUCACCACUAUAAAUUGGGCAAUUCCACACCACAAUCGGCAUCAGAAUGUAGAUAUAAAUAAAAGUAAAAACAAAACUAUUUUUAAUUCCUGUUUUAAACAUGUACUUUGGAGUGCAGACAUACUAACCAUGGCGGCUGGUGACUUCUUUUUUGUGGGCGCUCAAUGCGUAGUUCGUCACAACGUGUAUUUAGCCCAUCAUGUGUGUGGUUCUUAAUUUCAAAAUAGUUCUGUGCGUCAAGUGUGUGUAUGUGCAUCACGUGUCUUGUCAAAAUAAGUGCCUGCCGCAGACACGUGACGUCUAAAGGGUUUAUGAAAAGAGACGCUUGCGUUUGCCAGAUACUGCCAUAAUCUCAUGCUUAAUCAGAGUUUACUGUUAAGGGAGUGUCUUGCGUGUAUUUUGUGAAUGUGAGCGUCUCUUUUAUCAUAAACGGUUUUGACACGUGUGCAGCAGGUACUUAUUUUGACAAAACACGUGAUGCACAUGGUUCACAUGACGCAACAAACAUAUUUUAAAAAACGCAAGCAAUACACAUGACACUCAGAACACAUAUUUUGAAUUUGCGCCCCCUCCUGGAUGAGCAGUCACAAGCCGCCACUUGUUUAGGACAUGCCAUUGCGCCAUAGAGAAUGCACAGACAAAAACAUUACUUACAUAUUUGACAUUUUGUUUCACUUGCAAACGUAGUCUAUUUAAAAACAUUUUUGAGCAGGUUGAUUUUUAACUCAAGGUCAAUGAGACUGUAUUCUGACAUGUGCACACCUAACCUAACCUUUUUCAAGGUUGUUUGUGUAUACAAAUGGGUUCUUUUCUCGCAGGCAUGGUCAUUUUUACGCAGCAUAUUUAUUUUCUUAUUUGUUAGGUUUUUACAUGACAUCAUUACUUAUUUAACUUAUUGAACUUAUUUAUGAAAGUGGACAGUUGUGAGCUAGCUAGCCAAACAUACCAGUGUAUCGAUGAUACUCCACAGGUAACCGGUUACUAACUGCUUAACUAAUUGUGAUUAAUCAAAGCAGACCUUUUUACUGUAUUCGUUUGGCAUUUCCUUCUUGAGUUGAUUUGCAACAUUUUCAAAAUCUCUGCACUCCACAUUUUAAACAAACUCACUUUUACUUACAGUAUGUAUAUAUGUAAUUUAAUAUGCGUCUAUAACGCUGGAAUUGCUCAAUUUAGAAAUAAAAAAUUAUAGGCAAUAGGGCAACAGUCCACUGCCAUUAUGAUUCUGAAAGUCACACAUUUUAUGCGAUCACAUCCCCAAGGCUGUUUUUAUUUUGAGAUCCAUCAUCACAUCCCAAAGUUGACUGUAGUUCAUUUAUUUAAUGACUUGAUCUCAUGGGUUACUCAGGGUUUUUUAUGCCAAGAUGACAGUGUGCGAGUGUCCAGCAUUUUGAAACUGUUGAUAUAAAAUCUAACCUGAUUAAUGUCCUAUACUUGUCUUGAAAGUUAGUCUUUUAAAAUAUAGUUUUACCUAACUUGGAUUUAUUUAUAUGAAUCCUUUCUUUUUUGUUUUUAUUUGUUGUGAAGUGUGUGUUGGUUUCGUGCUGCUCAAUGGAUCCCAAAAGAUAUGUUUUGCUGAUAUAUGUAUUAUACCUAGUUGAUUAUAGCCCUUUUUUUUAGCAUUUUUUAAAUGUCUUUGCUGUACUGCCCAAGCACUUACUAAAAAAGAAAUAUUAAACAUGUUAUUGCCAAAGAGAGUAAACUAAUUUCCAUUUGCAACAACUA